AUGACUCGAGCCCAGCAGACCAUUUCUCUCGCUCUCCUCGUCUCCUCCCUCUACCUUGCUCUCUUCCUUGAGCUCAUCCCUCUCCCCCCUAAGAUUCAGGAGCAGGUUGUCCCUGUGCUUCCCUUCUGGGCCCUCGUCUCAUUCGGCGCAUACCUCCUUUUCCGUCUCGGCUUCGGCAUCCUCACCUUCAACGACGUCCCUUACGCGCAUAAGGAGCUCACCGCAGAGAUCGAGCAGGCCAAGACUGAGCUCCGACAGCUUGGUGUCACUGUCGACUAG
Molecule: messenger RNA, 279 nt
Organism: Fusarium sp. VM40
Lineage: Eukaryota; Fungi; Ascomycota; Sordariomycetes; Hypocreales; Nectriaceae
Source: the annotation of a GenBank genome assembly